AUGGCGUCCAAGGGGGCAGUGAUCAAGCUUUAUACCAACCACGGAUGCCCAUGGGCUCACCGCGCCCACAUCACUCUGGCCGAACUUGGCAUCCCUUUUGAGGAGGAGAUCAUCGACCUCAGCACCCCGCGUACCCCCGAGUACCUCAAGAUCCUCACCGAGUCUGCCGUCGUCGCGCAGUUUCUCGCCGACACGUACCCAUCCCACCUCCUGCCGGCCUCCACCGACCCCAAUGGCGCAUUGACUAGGGCUCGCAUCGCCUUCUUCGUCGAUGCAUGGUUCACCAAGGUCAACAGCUUCUGGUUCAAGGCGCUCUUCGCCAAGACGGCCGAAGAGGCCAACGAGAGCGCAGAGGAGCUCGUCAAGGGCAUCACCAAGGAGAUUGAGCCUUUGUUGAAGGAUGCUGGGCCUUUCUUCGGAGGGAGCAAGAAGCUGACCUUCGCCGAGGCAGGUCGCAUUCCCAGCAGGUGA
This is a messenger RNA of Diaporthe citri, 471 nucleotides long. RefSeq lists its product as uncharacterized. Gene Ontology annotation, cellular component: cytoplasm. The record is from RefSeq and is a predicted model, not a curated record. The coding region runs from base 1 to 471 and encodes 156 amino acids. NCBI's taxonomy places the organism in Eukaryota, Fungi, Ascomycota, Sordariomycetes, Diaporthales, Diaporthaceae. The transcript has 4 exons.